Molecule: messenger RNA, 663 nt
Organism: Galleria mellonella (greater wax moth)
Lineage: Eukaryota; Metazoa; Arthropoda; Insecta; Lepidoptera; Pyralidae
Gene: RpI12
Product: DNA-directed RNA polymerase I subunit RPA12
Exons: 4
Coding region: 191-547 (118 amino acids)
Biological process (GO): termination of RNA polymerase I transcription; DNA-templated transcription
Cellular component (GO): RNA polymerase I complex
Molecular function (GO): DNA-directed RNA polymerase activity; zinc ion binding; nucleic acid binding
Source: RefSeq, a predicted model, not a curated record
UAAAGAUCUUAAAAUGUCAAAAAAACGUGGUAUUUUAUGAGUAUUAUUUGGUUUAUAAGUGAAACUUUAUAACUAUUUCUAUUUAUUAUUGUGUUUAAUUUUACAUUUAAUCGAGUUUUUUUAUUAUUAUUGUUUGUAUUACUUCCCACAUUGACCAAGGAACACAUAUUAAUUUAUCAGAUAUUAAAGAAUGGCAGGUGUGUUUUCAAGUAGCACAGCAUUUUGCUCCCGGUGUGGGUCGAUUUUGCCUCUACUCAAGGAAUUUGGGUUUGUGAAGUGCUAUUUCUGCAAAGAAAUUUAUGGUGCUGAAAAUUUUAACAACCUCAAGUUCCAAUACACGAUACAUUUCAAUUCAGUAUCUUUAGAGAAUCACAAGGAUAUAGUAAACAUGGAUAAUCCUGAGGGGCCUGUUGUUGAGAGGAAGUGUCCGAAAUGUGGUGGUGAGAGAAUGUCCUAUGCAACACUACAGUUACGAUCAGCUGAUGAAGGGCAGACUGUCUUCUACACAUGUAUAUCUUGCAAAUACAAAGAAACCGAGAAUUCAUAGUUUAAAGUUAAGAAGUUUUUUUUUUUUAUAUAUAAAUUUAAGGUAAAUUUAGUGAUAUCAUGUAAAUAGUUUAUAUGUAAGUAUUAUACAUACAUAAAAUAUAUUUAAUACUUUUA